This is a messenger RNA of Myiozetetes cayanensis, 4866 nucleotides long. RefSeq names its product contactin associated protein 1 (gene CNTNAP1). Lineage: Eukaryota; Metazoa; Chordata; Aves; Passeriformes; Tyrannidae. The record is from RefSeq and is a predicted model, not a curated record.
CCGCCGUGCGGCUGCAGCACCGGGAGUGGCGGCGUCGAGGGCGCUCGGGGCGCUCAGCAUGGGCGCCCGCCGCCUCCUCGGGCUCCUGUUCGCCGCCUGCGUCGGCUUCCUGCGCCCCGGCCCCGGCUGCCUCGCACGACCAUGCUACGAUGAGCUCGUCGCUCCCCUUUACUCCUACUCCAUCGGUGCCUCCUCCAGAUACAACAUCUUCUACUCGCCCAGCUUCGCCCGGCUGCACAGCACCAGCGGCUGGUCCCCUGAUCCCCGGGACAAGCAGCCCUGGCUCCAGAUCGACCUGAUGCAAAGGCACCGGAUCAACGCGGUGGCCACGCAGGGAACCUUCAACACCUAUGACUGGCUGACACGCUACAUCGUGCUCUACGGAGACCACCCCACCAGCUGGAAACCCUUCUUCCAGCAGGGCAGCAACUGGACGUUCUUUGGGAAUGUGAACGAGAGUGGGGUGGUGCGGCACGACCUGCACUACCCCAUCCUUGCACGCUACAUCCGCAUCAUCCCAGUGGCGUGGAAUCCACGUGGGAAGAUCGGGCUGCGCCUGGGCCUCUAUGGCUGCCCCUACCGGUCCCACGUGCUCUACUUUGACGGGGAUGACGCCAUAUCCUACCGUUUCCGGGUUAAGAGGGUCAGCACCUUUGAGGAUGACAUCUCCUUCAACUUCAAGACGCUGGAGCAGGACGGGGUGCUGAUGCAUGGGGAGGGCUCACAGGGUGACUACAUCACGGUGGAGCUCAAACAGGCCCAGCUCCUCCUGCACAUCAGCUUAGGCAGCAGCCCACUGCACGCCAGUGAGGGCCACACAACGGUGGCGGUGGGCAGCCUCCUGGAUGACCAGCACUGGCACUCACUGCACAUUAAGCGUCUCGGCCACUAUGUCAACCUGACGUUGGAUGGGGAGGUCAAGCGCUUCCGCUGCCGUGGCACCUUCGACCAGCUCGAUCUCGAAACUGAGGUCUUCUUUGGGGGGAUUGACCACGACAAGCAGCACCUCACUUACCGGCAAAACUUCCGGGGCUGUGUGGAGAACAUCAUCUUCAACGGGGUCAACAUCGCUGACCUGGCCCGGCACCGGAGACCCAACAUCCGCUUCGAGGGCAGCGUGGGCCACUACUGCCAGGACCAGGUGUACACCCCCAUCACCUUUGCCGGCAUCAACAACUACGUGCAGGUGCCGGGGAUCCCACGGAGGAACCGCCUGGCCGUCAGCUUCCGCUUCCGCUCCUGGGACACCACUGGGCUCCUGCUCUACACCAACUUCUCUGAUAACCUGGGCUCCCUCGAGAUGGUGCUGAGCGAGGGGCAGGUCAAUGUCUCCAUUGCCCAGCCUGGCAAGAAGAAGCUGGAGUUUGCCGCAGGGUAUCGCCUGAAUGAUGGCUUCUGGCACUCAGUGCACCUGGUGGCACGGGAGGGCUCGGCUGUUGUGACCAUCGAUGAUGAGGAUGGCGCCGAGUUUCGGGUGGCACACCCAUUCCAGCUCCGUACUGGCAGCCAAUACUUCUUUGGAGGCUGCCCCAAGCCGGCCGCACUCACCGGCUGCAGGUCGAACCAGACAGCCUUCCAUGGCUGCCUGCAGAUGCUGAACGUGGACAUGCAGCCUGUGGAUGUGGAGCUGCUGGUGCAGCGCCGGGUGCUGCAGUACCACAAUGUGUUCUUCAACGUCUGCGGCAUCACGGACAGGUGCACCCCCAACCUGUGUGAGCAUGACAGCCGCUGCAUCCAGUCCUGGGAUGACUUCAUGUGCAUCUGCGACCUGACGGGGUACAAAGGGGAGACCUGUCACAAAUCCCUUUACAAAGAAUCAUGUGAUGCUUACCGGGUCAGCGGGAAAACCUCGGGCAACUACACCAUCGACCCGGACGGCAGCGGGCCACUCAAACCCUUCAUGGUGUACUGUGACAUCCGAGAGGGCCGAGCGUGGACCAUCAUCCGUCACAACCGCCACUACGCCACGCGGGUGACGGGCUCCAGUGUGGACCAGCUCUACCUGGGGGCUGUGGAGUACUGGAACGCCUCCUGGGCUGAGGUCUCAGCACUGGCCAAUGCCUCUGAGUACUGCGAGCAGCUCAUCGAGUUCAACUGCUACAACUCCCGCCUGCUCAACACUCCCUCUGGGCUGCCCUUCAGCUUCUGGAUGGGCCGGAAUGAUGAGCGGCACUACUACUGGGGUGGCUCACGGCCGGGCAUCCAGCGCUGUGCCUGCGGGCUGGACAAGAACUGUGCCGACCCCCAGUACUUCUGCAACUGCGACGCCGACCACGCGCUCUGGAGGACAGACAAAGGUCUGCUGACCUUUGUGGACCACUUGCCUGUCACCCAGGUUGUGGUUGGAGACACCAACCGCACUGGCUCUGAAGCCCAGUUCCUGCUGGGGCCUCUGCGAUGCUACGGAGACCGCAACACCUGGAACACCGUCUCCUUCAACAGGGGUACAGCCCUGAUCUUCCCCACCUUCCAGGCCAACCACAGCCUUGACAUCUCCUUCUACUUCAAGACUACUGCCCUAUCUGGAGUCUUCCUGGAGAACCCUGGCACCAGGAACUACAUCCGCAUUGAGCUCAACACCACCAGGGACGUGGUGUUCAUCUACGACAUCGGGAACGGGGACGAGAACCUGACGGCGCGGUCCGUGGUGCCCUGGAACGACGACGAGUGGCACCAGGUGAAGGCCGAGCUCAACGUCAAGCUGGCGCGGCUGCGGGUGGACAAGCUGCCCUGGGUGGUGCGGCCGGCCCCACCGCAGAGCUUUGUCCGCCUGGAGUUCGACAGGCCCCUCUAUGUCGGCGCGGCGGAGCACAAGAUGCGCCCGUUCCUGGGGUGUCUGCGGGGGCUGCGGAUGAACGGCGUGACGCUCAACCUGGAGGGCAAGGCCAACGAGACGGAGGGCGUGCGGGUCAACUGCACCGGCUACUGCCAGGACCCGCCGGUGCCCUGCCAGAACAGCGGGCUCUGCGUUGAGCGCUACAGCCACUACAGCUGCAACUGCAGCGUCUCCGCCUUCACCGGGCCCUUCUGCAACCACGACAUCGGCGGAUACUUCGAGGAGGGCACCUGGGUGCGGUACAACAUCCUGCCCGUGUCUCUGUACGCCGCCCGCGAGUUCGCCAGCAUCAUCAGCAGCCCCUGGCAGCCCCUGCCCGGCUACAACCUCACCAGCGAGGAGGUCAGCUUCAGCUUCAGCACCACCUCCGCGCCCGCCGUGCUGCUCUACAUCAGCACCUUCGUAAAGGACUACAUGGCCGUGCUCAUCAAGGACGAUGGGAGCCUGCAGCUACGCUACCAGCUGGGCACCAGCCCCUAUGUUUUCGCCCUCACCAACAAGCCAGUGACAGACGGGAGGCCCCACCGUGUCAACAUCACCCGUUUGCACCGCACAUUGUAUACCCAGGUGGACUAUCUCCCCGUCAUGGAGCAACAGUUCUCCGUGUUUGUGGACAGCAAGCUGGACUCGCCCAAAAACCUCUACCUGGGGCGUGUGAUGGAAACCGGUGUGAUUGACCCUGAGAUCCAGCGCUACAACACACCCGGCUUCUCAGGUUGCCUCUCAGGGGUGAAGUUCAACACCCUCGUGCCCCUCAAAGCCAUCUUCCACCCCACCAGUCCCCUACGGCCCUACAGCAUCCGGGGGGAGCUGGUGGAGUCAAGCUGUGCCUCAAUGCUCCCCCUUACCACCAUCCUCAUCCCUCCUGAGAUGGACCCCUGGUACAUGGGCAUAGAGUUCCCCCACGUGCACGACGACGGCUGGAUUGGGAUCAUCAUUGGGUUUGUGAUCUUCCUGCUUCUGCUGCUGGGGGGGCUGCUGGCGCUGCUGUACUUCUACCACCACCGCUACAAGGGCUCCUACCACACCAACGAACCCAAGGCCAUCCAGGACUACGGCAGCGCUACCAAACCCGCGCCGGCACCGGCACGCAAGGACCAGAACUUGCCCCAGAUCCUGGAGGAGGCGAGAGGGGAAUAGCAGGGGCUGGGGGUGGGACAGGCUCACAGCCCCCACAUCCCCCAAGACCUGCCCGGGGAUGAGCGAAGCGUCGCGGGACCAAAGGGCCGAGCACAACCGAACUGCCAACGUCCUCCUCGGGACGGACCGGACCGCACCAACCACCAUCUCCUCCCCGCGGCCACCGCCGACCGGCCCCGGAGCACGGCUGUGACCUGCCGAGCCCCAGCCCCACUCGCCCCGGGCACGGGCGGCAGCCCCCUCGCUGGAGGCGGGCUGCUGCCCCCACAGCUGCCAAAUCCCGCCUGGCCUCCCGUGGGGAGCCCCGGGCCCGGCCCCCACCCUCCUUCUGUCCGGGGGCGCCCGGCUGCUGCCCCCCCGUUAGCGCUGCCCGCGUAGAUGACCCGCUGCUUUGCUCGCUUCGCCAGCGCCACGCAGAGCCACGAGCACCGGCCCCGGCACGGCCGGGGCGCCGAGCAAUACCUUGCGCCGGCGCCGCGCAUGCCGCCGCUGCACCUUGCUGAGAUGCUGCUUUCGUUAAGAUCAGGUACAGAUCCUUUCUACCAUUUUUUUUUGUUGCUGGAUAUUCUACUACACUCUGGUUUUUUUAUUCUGUCGGUUUGUAUAAAAAACCCAAACGGAAGCUCCCGCGGGCCCCACGGUUCCGCGUGUCAUGGUGCGUGGUCUGUAGUUUGCCACUUCUCUGUAUGAAGUACCAGUCCUUGCUGAUUACCUCCAGCCCAGGGAAAGCUCCUGUUCACUCGCUGUGUUGUGGUAAGACGAUGUUACAGAAACGCAUUUAUCUACCCGAAGGCCUGGCUCCACUGGGCACUUUAUUUUUAAAAACCCUGUUCUGUUGAAUGAGAUGUGAGGAUAAUCGAAUAAAGGCAGAAUGAUGGCGUUUGACACUC